Messenger RNA from Temnothorax curvispinosus, 2573 nucleotides. RefSeq lists its product as uncharacterized. Gene Ontology annotation, biological process: DNA integration. The record is from RefSeq and is a predicted model, not a curated record. The transcript has a single exon. Lineage: Eukaryota; Metazoa; Arthropoda; Insecta; Hymenoptera; Formicidae. Gene Ontology annotation, molecular function: nucleic acid binding. The annotation marks the transcript as partial.
UGCCGUCCAUCCUUCAAGGUCGAUACGUCGACGACAUCUUUGGAGGCGCUGACACUGUCCAACAGUUAAUCAAAAUUGCAUUGCAGCUGAAGAACUUGUGCAGGGCGGGCGGCUUUCCAUUGGCCAAGUGGCACGCGACUCAUCCAGACGUGCUCACUGCUGUUCAAGCAGAGAAAGACCAGGGCUCACAAAUUACAUUCGACGAUUGCGCAACCAAGAUACUCGGAUUACGAUGGCUUCCUCAAGAAGAUUUAUUCGCAUUUGCAACAAGGAUCUCGUCGCAUACCGAUCAUCUCACCAAACGCCUCGUUUUGUCUAAAGUGGCUCAGAUAUUCGAUCCACUAGGCUUUGCAUCACCAGUCGUGAUCAAGGCGAAGAUGCUCUUGCAGGAGCUUUGGCUUCACAAGCUCCAAUGGGAUGAACCACUGCCAUCCCAGCUCUCAUCACGGUGGCUCAUCAUCAGAAAGGAACUCACCAGCUUGCGCAAGAUCUCAAUACCUCGGUGGUAUAACACAUGGAGUACAUCGACAGUGGAAUUUCACGGCUUUUCUGAUGCUUCUCAACUGGCAAUGGCUGCAGUCGUAUUUAUCACCGUCCACGGCUCAACUGGUACCACGAUUUCAUUGGUGUGCUCCAAAACAAAGGUAUCACCGCUCAAGCGGCUCACCAUCCCGAGACUUGAACUCACCGCAGCGCUGCUGCUCUCAAGACUCAUGCAAUACGUUCAAGCCACAUUGAAGUUGAACGUCACAGCAACUCACCUGUGGACGGACUCUGUUGUGACACUCACGUGGAUCAAAUCUCAUGCAUCGCGCUGGAAGGAUUUCGUGAGAAAUCGGGUCUCUCAAAUUCAAGAGCUCACUGCGAACGCACAUUGGAAAUACGUACCAGGUACGUCCAACCCAGCCGACUGCGCCUCACGAGGAUUAAGUACUGCUCAACUCCAAAGCCACUCAUUAUGGUGGACGGGACCACCGUGGAUACUCACCCCUGAAGCUUGGCCAUCACAACCCACGCUGUCGGACGAGUUGAGCGCUCAUGAGGCUCGUCCUGGCAUUGCGCUACAUGCGGCCGCAUCUCAACCGGACUAUCACUGGGACCUGAUAUAUAGGUACUCAACACUCAACAAGUUAUUGAAAAUAACAGCUCUUUGUUUCAGAUUCAUAUUGCUUCUGGGAAAGCACCGACGCAAGCCACUGGACUUGCACUCAGCUUUGGAGGAGGCCAGAUUCUUCUGGAUUCAGGCUACUCAAGCGGCAUACUUUACGCACGAGAUCAAGAUGCUCACGGCCAACUCGAGACUACCAACUGCUCACGCAUUUAGUCGGUUGACUGCGUAUAUAGACGCUAAAGGGAUCAUCCGAGUUGGCGGCCGCCUCAACCAAUCAGCACUAGCUCAAGACAGCAAACAUCAGGCGAUUUUGCCUCGCCACUCCCAGCUCUCAACCUUGAUCAUUUCACACGCUCAUCUGCGUACUCUGCAUGGAGGAACUCAGCUGACAUUGGCUCAUGUCAGGCAAAGCUACUGGAUCAUCGGCGGACGGGCUCCGGUGAAGUCGCAUAUUCUGCGGUGUGUCGUGUGUGCUCGGCAGAGGGGGAUUCGUGCUCAUCAACUGAUGGGCCAACUACCUCUCUCUCGGGUUACGCCGUCACGUCCGUCUACUCACACAGGAGUUGACUAUGCCGGACCGCUCACCAUCAAAACAUGGAAAGGACGAGGUGCGAAAACAUACAAGGGAUGGAUCUGUGUGUUCGUCUGUUUCUCCACCUCCGCAAUUCACCUCGAAGUAGUCAGUGACUACUCAUCAGAAGGAUUCAUCGCAGCCUUCCGAAGAUUUUCCGCGAGAAGGGGAAUUGCUCAGACCAUAUAUUCGGACUGCGGAACAACAUUCAUUGGAGCAGACGCCGCGCUCAAGAAAAUGUUCAUCCAGAGCUCACAAGAACAUCAACGGAUCGCUCAAGUUCUACAACAGGAUUGCACCAGAUGGGAGUUCAACCCACCAGGCGCUCCACACAUGGGGGGCAAGUGGGAGGCGGUGGUGAAAUCGGUGAAGUUUCACCUGAGGCGGACUAUCGGGGAGACUCUACUCACAACGGAAGAACUUACAACGUUGCUUACGCAAAUCGAGGCCAUUCUCAACUCGCGGCCUUUAGAACCGUUGAGUGACGACCCUGACGACGUCUCAGCGCUCACACCAGGUCAUUUCCUCAUUGGAGGUCCACUCACUACUAUACCUGAGCCAUCUCUGAUUGACCUAGCAACCUCACGCCUAUCUCGAUGGCAGCUCAUCCAACAGCGGGUUCAACAUUUUUGGGCACAAUGGUCGGCUCAUUAUCUGCAAUGCCAGCAGGCGAUAUCCAAGUGGCAUCAUCCUAACAACAAUAUCAAGGUGGGGUCCAUCGUGCUGCUCACCGACGAACGCUCUCCACCAUGCAAGUGGCCACUCGCCAGAGUAACAGCUGUGCACCCCGGCAAGGAUGGACUCACCAGGGUGGUUACCCUCAAGACGGCCACCACGACACUCACUCGGCCAAGUGCCAAGCUUGCGAUUCUACCCAUCUCAACUGAAUGA